CCACCCCCCAUUAGAAGAGAACUUCGACGUAAGAGAACUUCGACGUGAGUCUUCUCUUCUUCCCCGCUGAACGGCAGCCAACCCACGCCUGCUUAUCAACUACCGACCGCCACCUAUGUUUACCCUUCAUCUUCUUCAAUCCUCCACUUCUCAUUUUCAACUACCACCCACUACUUCAUAUUUUUCUCAACCCUAUGGCGCCCAACCAUUUCUACGCUUUUCAUUUCCAACUCGAACUCAUUUGCAACUAAACCCAUGUUCUCAUAUUACCAGCGCAAGCAACACCCGGAGAUCAGAAACCAAGAAUUCCCUAACCCGAUUGGAAGAAAGCAACAUCUAUGGCGACAAAGAUGAGGAGGAGGUGGAAGGCUUUGGUGGAUUCAGAGGGUUUGGAGGGAUAGAAGAGGAGGAGGAAGAGGAUGAUGAGGGUUUUGGUGGCUUAAAAGGGAGAGGAGAUGAGAAGGAUUAUGAUAGAGACCCUGAGUUUGCCGAUAUACUUGGCAGCUGUGUCGAUAACCCUCAAAAAGCUAUGUCCAAAAUUGAUGACAGGUUUAGACAGAAAAGGAACAAAAUUUUGCAAACCAAGACUGGUUCUGGAAUACCCAUGAAAGUGAAGUUCAACAAGUUUGAUUUUUCAAACUCGUAUAUAUGGUUUGAAUUCUACAAUUCCCCAUUGGAGAAAGAUGUGUCUUUGAUUUGUAAUACAAUUCGGUCUUGGCAUAUUGUUGGACGUCUUGGUGGAUGUAAUUCAAUGAAUAUGCAAUUGUCACAGUCGCCUAUGGACAAAAGACCAAGUUAUGAUGCAAUUCAAGGGGCAAAUGUAACACCAAGUACAUUUUAUAACAUAGGUGAUCUUGAGAUUCAAGAUAAUUUAGCUCGCAUUUGGGUCGAUAUUGGGACGAGUGAACCACUACUCUUGGAUAUACUAAUCAAUGCAUUGACACAGAUAAGUUCUGACUAUAUAGGAAUUAAGCAAGUAGUAUUUGGUGGAUCUGAAUUUGAGGGGUGGAAAGAGAACUUGAAAUCGGAGGAUUUGGGCUACAAUGUACACAAGAUUUAGCUGCCGGUGCAGAGUGCAGAAUGGCAACGUGCAGAGUGUCUAGCUGCCGGUUAUUAUAAAGUCCAGUUUGUUUCAAGAGAUGCCACUGCAAGCAUUAUGUUCUAGAUGGAGAUAUCUAAGCAUCCUGAUAGUCUACCUGAUUUCAUGAACUAGAACAUUAUGAUCUUCUACAUUUGUAACAUGUACUAUAUUUGAUUAGAGUCAUCAGCUAUUGCGCUAACUCAAAAAGUGUAUAAAGUAGAGAAUAUUUUAGAACACCUGACUGUUAGCUAAGAAUUUGUGUCUGGGGUGUCAUUUCAAUUGCUUCUGUAAUCUUAGGCAUGCAUGUAUUACAGUGCA
This is a messenger RNA of Ipomoea nil (Japanese morning glory), 1399 nucleotides long. RefSeq lists its product as uncharacterized. Bases 116 to 1060 code for a protein of 314 amino acids. NCBI's taxonomy places the organism in Eukaryota, Viridiplantae, Streptophyta, Magnoliopsida, Solanales, Convolvulaceae. The record is from RefSeq and is a predicted model, not a curated record. The transcript has 7 exons.